Acanthoscelides obtectus is the source of this 246-nucleotide messenger RNA. The record is from the annotation of a GenBank genome assembly. Lineage: Eukaryota; Metazoa; Arthropoda; Insecta; Coleoptera; Chrysomelidae.
AUGUCGCUGACUUAGGAUCGUAAGUGAACUGUCCCAUAACUGUGUCGUGUCCAAUAACUAUAGGGUUUACCCUAUAAUAAUAUUAUAUAAUGUAUUUCUUUAUAAUAAUAUUUUAUUAUUUAACUAAUCUUGAUCCUUUGUUCAAAAUCUUUUAUUUGGACGCUCUACUUCUUCUUCAACUUUUGUACAACUCAUUUUCCAAAUAAGUCAUCGAUUUUCUCAGUAUGCUCUUCAUCAUCGUCAAUC